AUGCCGGCGCGGAAGCGGCCCGCGUCCGGGGGGCCCGCGGCGCGCGGGCGGGGGCGCGGUGCGGCGCCCGCGCCGCGGCGGCGCCCCGCGCGGGCGGGCGGCGGCGCGGCGGGGGGCGCGGACGCGCCGGAGGGGCACGCCGCGCACGAGCACGUGCGGCUGAGGCGCGGGUUCGCCACGUUCCGCCUGGAUGCGGCGGUGGCGGAGAGCGCCAAGGACUGGGCGCGGGGCAUCGGGCCCGGUGCGCACCCCCGCCGGAUCCAGCCUGCGCACGUCCGCGUCGACCCGGGCGAGCUGGGCGGGGACCGCGAGGCCGCGCUGCGCGUGGCGCGGCUCGCGUUCGUCUUCGCCCAGGAGCAGGGCGCCGCGGUGGGCGCCGUGCGGCGCCACGUGCGGCUGCUGUGCCGCGAGGAGGCCGGCGGGGAGGCGCCGCCGCCCGCGGCCAAGAGGCCUCGCGUGAAGGGCCCGGCCGCCGGGGGAGCUCCGGCGCUCCCGCCCCUGCGCCUGUCCGAGCUGCGGGUGCCGGACGUGGAGCACCCGGUGGCCGAGCAGCGAGCAGAGCCCGAGUGGGUGAGCAGGCUGAUGCGGAUGAUCAACUCCAGGGAGACGAUUGCGAAGAACAGGGCGGAGGGGCGGUCUGGUGCUGCAGUCUACGCCGGGGUGGACCCCGAGUUCCUGCCGUACUUCCAGCGGCGGGCCUGCCCGAAUGUGCAGCGGCGCAACGACAGGACCCAGGGACCACCCGUGACCUGCAUAGGCUCGCUGCGGCGCAGGAGCGUCUGCGCCUGUGCUCGUCGGAGGCCGAGACGCACCGGCUGA
Molecule: messenger RNA, 819 nt
Organism: Prorocentrum cordatum
Lineage: Eukaryota; Dinophyceae; Prorocentrales; Prorocentraceae
Source: the annotation of a GenBank genome assembly